Molecule: messenger RNA, 840 nt
Organism: Effrenium voratum
Lineage: Eukaryota; Dinophyceae; Suessiales; Symbiodiniaceae
Source: the annotation of a GenBank genome assembly
GCUGCCAAAAGGGAAGAUGGCCAGGCGCCCAUGGAGCAUGAUGGGUCUGGGGCCCCACCAAGCCAGCUGGGCUACGCCAGAGGCACAGUGAGCGCGCUUCUCACUUCGCUAAAAUACCAAGUGAAGGCAAAGAAAACCAGUGACUCCCAGAAGGAUGACGCACAGAAGGACGAGACUGAGUCCUUGGUCACCAACUUCUUCACCAGGCAAGGGAUCUUCGAAAUCGAGCAUAUUGACACAGCCGGCCUGUCAGAAAAUGACAAGGAUGAGAUUUUGGAGGAGAUCCUCUCCAAAUCUGAGAAGAACUUUGGCCACUCGAGGCAGGUGCAAGAGCACUCAAAGUUCAAGCAGUUGCACAAGUACCUUUUUGUUUACACCAAGGGCAAGAAGAACACUGAGGGCACAAGGACAAGCAGCAGCAUGUCAAGCACUGCUGCGGGCAUGAAGGGCAAGGCAAGCCAAAAGAUGGCUUUGGACUUGCUGGGCCGACCAGAGUUGGCCAGUUCUUCUGCAGCUGAGCAUGGCAUGUCUGCGUCUUUGUCUGAGGCCAAGUCUGAGUCAAAGAGCCUGCAAGCUGCGAGGGUUCGCCUCAGCAAGCUGUUGGAGGACUUAAAGCUCCUGACAGCAGAGAUCGCUGGCCUGAAGAAUAACAGCUGGGGCAAAAAGCUAGGAGAGUUGGAGAACGCUGACCAGCAGUUGUCUGGCUUUCUGUCAGAGGUGAGGACGCAGCUGGCCGUUCCCUUUCCAACCGACAAGCUGAAGGAAUUGAAUGAGAAGGCAAGCAUGCACGAGAAAGCAGUGAAGCUGAUCUACAAAACAAGCAAGAGUUUGCUCUCCUGA